AUGCUCAUCAAACACCUGGGGCCACGACGGUUGAUACAGGCGACCUUCAGAGGGUACGUGAGGCAGCGCUGGAGGCACCAGGCAAUGGCUCAUGUGUGUGUCUCCUGUGUGUGUGCCUUGGCAGGUGGGCCAUGUCAGUCGUCCGAGCCAGCCCACGAUGGGCGGGGGAAGGCCGUUCCGGCCGUAUCCCGUCCAUCACAGAUGGCUCAGGACAACACACAUGCCCUCCCUCUGGUCUGGUUGCCCAGCAGCGCUCUACCUUCAUCUAUGACCACUCGAGCGCCUGUGAGGUCGGCCACAGACUCGUCACACACGACAGCAGCCAGCUGGAUGGCGCCCUGGUCGAGCGCGUGCACUUCUUCGGCUACACGCUGUUCCGCGAGGCCAGCAGCCGGCAGUGGCAGAGGUGGAUCCCGAAGCAGAGGGCAUCGGUCAAGGCGGUGCUGCUGUCCUACCCCAGUCAGCUGCCGGCCGAUUGUCUUCGAUCACCAACUGUGCAGCAACAGUGUGCAGUGGCUCUGUCUGAGGUCGCGCGGCGGGAGUGGCCCCAGUGCUGGCAGGAGCUGAUGCCGAACCUCCUCAAUGCCGGUCAGCGCGACGAACAGACAAACAACCUGCCUGUCUGUCUCUCUGCAUCUUCGUCUGCCUGUGUGCAGGUCGCACGAAUGCCGCCCACGCGAUCAUCGUGAUAGCCGUGAUCCGCGAGCUGGCGCAGGAGUGCAGCAAUGAGUCGACCCGUGGUCUGCCGCAGCGAUGGCGGCUGGAGAUCGUCAGCGGACUGCAUUAGGUGUCCAACGACAUAUUCAACACCACCAGAGUGUACCUGACCUCACUGGGGCAGGAGGGCGGCGAGGCACUGCUCAGGGCGGCAUCCGAGAUCUUCAGGUGAGUGAGACAAGGCUGCGAAGGGCACGCCCCUAGGUGUAAUGGUGUGUUGUGUGUCAUGUGGAUGCGUCAGGGAUCUCUCUCAGGUGGUGUCGGUGAGUCGGCUGGUCGAGCUGCAGGUGGAUGAGUUCCUCUCGUCCAACCUCAGCAAGUCAGACGCGUGCAGGAAGGUACGUGUGUGUCCCCAUAAACCAUGACGCCACAUCCACACUGAUCUGUUGCUUUGUUCCCCUUCUCUCAGACAGCGCUGUCUCUCAGACAGCGCUGCAGACGUUCUCGACAUUGGCGAGUGAGGUCGCCCGGCGGGAGAACAAGAACCGGCCUGCCAACGACAUUGCCUGGAGCACCUCAACCGACUCACCAUCAAGAUCGCCGGAUUCGCACACGCUGCGCUGCCGCCACCGCCACCCGCACCAUACACAGCUGAGGUACACUCAUGGAGAGACAGGCACACUCAGUGGUGGUCGAUCAUUAUGUGUUGUGUUGUGUUGUGUUGUCGUGUGGUUGGGUGUGUGUCAGAUGAACGAGGUUGCGAUGCAGGUGGCGUACAUCCUGAGUGAGUUCCUGGAGACGUCAGGUGAGGUGCUGCUGCAGAGGCUCCCCGCCGACACGAUCGCCGUGCUGUGGCGGCAUGGUGUGGUCCGUCUGAUGCGUAACGCGUCGAUGGACCUGGUGGCUGCGGUGCUGCGCGGAGCGGCCAUGUGCACCAAACAGCUCGGACUGUGGGCCAAGUUGAUAUGUGCGACCUUCAGAGGGUACGUGAGGGAGCCUGGAGGCACCAGGCAACGGCUCAUGUGUGUGUCUCCUGUGUGUGUGCCUUGGCAGGUGGGCCAUGUGA
Molecule: messenger RNA, 1723 nt
Organism: Vitrella brassicaformis
Lineage: Eukaryota; Vitrellaceae
Source: the annotation of a GenBank genome assembly